This is a messenger RNA of Entelurus aequoreus (snake pipefish), 487 nucleotides long. It is a transcript of the gene lsm5, whose product is annotated as LSM5 homolog, U6 small nuclear RNA and mRNA degradation associated. Bases 91 to 366 code for a protein of 91 amino acids. Gene Ontology annotation, cellular component: Lsm1-7-Pat1 complex; U4/U6 x U5 tri-snRNP complex; U6 snRNP. The record is from RefSeq and is a predicted model, not a curated record. The transcript is spliced from 5 exons. Lineage: Eukaryota; Metazoa; Chordata; Actinopteri; Syngnathiformes; Syngnathidae. Gene Ontology annotation, molecular function: RNA binding. Gene Ontology annotation, biological process: mRNA splicing, via spliceosome.
UAAAGAUGUGAUAGUCAGAAAAUCGAUUGCUUUAGCCUUAACAUCCGUCCUUCUUGAAUCGACUGCUCGUGUCUGGCAGUCACAUCCAACAUGGCGGCCACGCAAACGACGAAUCCUUCACAGUUGCUCCCGCUGGAGCUGGUAGACAAAUGCAUUGGUUCUCGAAUCCACAUCGUCAUGAAAACGGACAAAGAAAUCGUCGGCACUCUGCUGGGCUUCGAUGACUUUGUCAACAUGGUCUUGGAGGAUGUGACCGAGUUUGAAAUAACGCCGGAGGGUCGCAGAAUAACCAAGCUGGACCAGAUCUUGCUCAAUGGCAACAACAUCACCAUGCUCAUCCCAGGUGGAGAAGGCCCGGAAGUUUAAAGCCAGGACCUUCAUAAGUUCUUUGUUUUGUUUGUUUGUUCGUUGAAUAUAUAUUUUUAAGUGUGACAUGAAGCACACAUAAGUCUGUUUUUGUUACAAAUAAAUGAGCCCAAUUGAGAAA